Messenger RNA from Morus notabilis, 2254 nucleotides. RefSeq names its product serine/threonine-protein kinase Nek6. Gene Ontology annotation, molecular function: ATP binding; protein kinase activity. The record is from RefSeq and is a predicted model, not a curated record. The transcript has 15 exons. Bases 100 to 2067 code for a protein of 655 amino acids. NCBI's taxonomy places the organism in Eukaryota, Viridiplantae, Streptophyta, Magnoliopsida, Rosales, Moraceae. Gene Ontology annotation, biological process: protein phosphorylation.
UACUGGACUCCUUUGCCAUUUUCUUUUGGAGUCAACCUUUUUCCUAACAUUGCAGCAACUUGGUAGUUGGUUAUCUGGAAAAUUUGGUUUUAGCUCGUAAUGGAGUCUGAUAAUGGUGAAAUGGUGUCAAAGAUGGAGGAUUAUGAGGUUGUUGAGCAGAUUGGAAGAGGGGCUUUCGGAGCAGCUUUUCUUGUUCUCCACAAGAUUGAGAAAAAGAAGUAUGUGCUGAAGAAGAUUCGCUUGGCUAAGCAAACAGAGAAGUUCAAACGUACGGCACACCAAGAGAUGGAGUUAAUUGCAAAGUUGGAUAACCCUUAUAUUGUGGAUUAUAAAGAUGCUUGGGUAGACAAGGGGGACUGUAUAUGCAUUGUCACUGGCUAUUGUGAAGGAGGAGACAUGGCCGAGAUGAUAAAGAAGGCCAGAGGAACAUUUUUCCCAGAGGAGAAACUCUGCAAAUGGCUGGCUCAAUUGUUGCUGGCUGUGGAUUACUUGCAUUCUAACCGAGUUCUUCACAGAGAUCUUAAGUGCUCCAACAUAUUCCUUACAAAAGACAACGACAUCCGUCUUGGUGACUUUGGACUUGCAAAACUACUUAACACAGAAGACCUUGCUUCUUCGGUUGUUGGAACUCCGAACUAUAUGUGUCCUGAGCUCCUUGCUGACAUACCCUAUGGCUAUAAAUCUGAUAUAUGGUCUCUUGGUUGCUGUAUGUUUGAAAUCGCCGCACAUCAACCUGCAUUUAGAGCUCCUGAUAUGGCUGGGCUUAUCAAUAAGAUAAACAGAUCCUCGAUUUCGCCCCUUCCAAUUGUGUAUUCCUCCACAUUGAAACAAAUUAUUAAGAGCAUGCUCAGGAAGAGUCCAGAGCAUAGACCAACAGCUGCAGAGCUGUUGAGGCAUCCACAUUUACAGCCCUACCUCCUUCAAUGUUGCAAUGCGUCUUCUGUUUUUCUUCCAGUUUACCCGCUAAACAACUCAAAGGACAAAACAAGAAAAACGCCGCCUAGGAAAGCAAGCAAUGGUAAACACAGCAGAGAAAAAGAGGCUGCUAUGGUUAAUCCGGUUGAAAGGGUUCAUCCGUUGGAGGGGAAUACUGAUGUGACGCCUAGAAACACGCCAAAUGAUGACAAACAACCAGUAUCCACAGCCAGAGCUGAAGACAAGCUUGAAACCAAGAGGGUUGAUCCUACUAGCUGUACAACCGAAUUAUCUAGUGCCACUGAUGGAUCUAAAGAUGGACCAGCUGAUUCUGAAGCAUCCGUUUCGAAUGGAUGUAAGCAAGCCGAUGUUCGGAGCAUGUCUCAUAAGGAAAGCACCGAGUCUGACAUCGAGGUUACAUCAGAAAGCACUCCAUACUCUCCACAUGAAGAGCAGGAAGAACCUGCUGUGACGGCUGCAAAAUAUCUUCAGCAGUUGCCAGAGGUUGAUAUCAAAACAGUGAAUGUAGAAGAUGGGAAGAUGUAUUUCAAUCAAGAGGGUCAGGAAGAAGCUGGAACAAAAGGAGAGCAGGGUGGUAAGGAAGAGGAAGAAAACUGCAAAGAACUGGAAAAAUUAAGCGCAGAAAGUACGGAUAAAGUUGUAGCACCCGAUGAUAAGUGUUCGUCAUCAGCUAAAUCCGAUGUGGAACCUCAAUGUUGCAUGGAGAAGGAAACUUCCAUCGAAUGCAUGGAAGGUGCUCACAUCGACUAUACAUCAUCCGAAAGCAAUAAUGUUAGUGUUCCUUGUAAAGAUGACCCAAGUGGAAAGGUAGAAACAGAAAGUUCUGCACAAGCGGAGAAAAAUGAAGGUCAAGCAAUUAACUUGUCACGCAGUGAGAUCUCGUUACUAAGUACACUAUCUGCUCUAGGUAUUGAUGGAGCCAAGGGCAUGUGGGAGAAUCCGAGUCAGCAAAGAGCCGACGCUCUAGAGUCCCUGCUUGAGCUUUGCGCACGGCUUCUUAAGCAGGACAAGCUUGAUGAGCUUGCUGGUGUGCUAAAACCGUUCGGGGAAGAAGUGGUUUCGUCUAGAGAGACGGCUAUCUGGUUGACAAAGAGCCUCAUGUCUGCUCAGAAGUUCAAUGGAGGAUCCUGAUUUUUGAAGAAGGGUUGUGCAAUAAUUUAUGAGCAAGAGUGGGAAAAGAAAAUGGUGUAUCUUGUUUCAGUCUUUUUAACAUAAACUGUGCGUCACCUGGAGUGCUUUUUGAUUGGAAAUAACAUGUAUUGCAGCUUGUAAUUGAAAAUUGGCUCUAGUGGAAAUGGAAUUAUAAUUUUUUUUUUCC